CUAUACCUGGAGGUGCCGUCGUCAUGUCUGCCUAUCGUCUACUCUCCAGUAUACAACAUCACCUUCAUGGGCCUUGAGAAACUACACCCCUUCGACAGCGGCAAGUGGGGGAAAGUCAUCCACUUCCUAAAGGAGGAGAAGUUGAUCAGUGAUGGGAGCAUCGUUGAGGCACGGGAGGCUACAGAGGAAGACCUGCUGGUGGUUCACACAAAACGCUACCUCAACAGACUCAAGUGGUCCGUGGUUGUAGCGACCAUCACAGAGAUCCCUCCCCUCCUAUGCCUACCUAACUUCCUGGUUCAGAGACGGGUCCUGAGACCACUCAGAACGCAGACCGGAGGGACCAUCAUGGCAGGGAAACUGGCUGUAGACCGAGGCUGGGCUAUCAAUGUAGGUGGGGGCUUCCAUCAUUGCUCCAGUGAUAAAGGAGGAGGAUUCUGUGCCUACGCCGACAUCACCUUAGCUAUCAAGUUUCUGUUUGAGAGGGUGGAGGGAAUCUCCAGAGCCACCAUCAUAGAUCUGGACGCACACCAGGGGAACGGUCAUGAGCGUGACUUCCUGGAUGACAGACGUGUUUUCAUCAUGGACGUCUACAACCGAUACAUCUACCCUGGAGACGGAUAUGCAAAGAGAGCCAUACAGCGUAAGGUGGAGCUGGACUGGGGGACGGAGGAUGAUGAGUACCUCCAGAAGGUAGAGCUCCACUCGGAGGGUGCUCUCAAUGAGGUCCGGCCUGACAUCAUAGUAUACAACGCCGGGACAGACGUCCUGGACGGAGACCCCCUGGGAGGGCUGGCUAUCUCACCACAGGGCAUAAUAAGGAGGGAUGAAAUAGUGUUCCGGGCAGCGCGAAGGAGAGGGAUACCCAUCCUGAUGGUGACGUCUGGUGGAUACCAGAAGAAGACCGCUCGCAUCAUCGCUGACUCCAUCAUCAACCUGCGACGCCAGGGCCUGAUUGGAGGGAAUGAGGAUGGGGAGGUGGCAGAGGAGUGUGUGGGCGGAGUCCCCCUCAUGAUGAGCAGCUCUGACUCCUCCCCUUCCUCUGUGUCGACAGGACCAGCCCCCAACACCAUCUGA
Molecule: messenger RNA, 1077 nt
Organism: Salvelinus namaycush (lake trout)
Lineage: Eukaryota; Metazoa; Chordata; Actinopteri; Salmoniformes; Salmonidae
Gene: hdac11
Product: histone deacetylase 11
Exons: 9
Coding region: 67-1077 (336 amino acids)
Molecular function (GO): histone deacetylase activity
Source: RefSeq, a predicted model, not a curated record